AGCCUGAGCUGAGCACCUGCUGAGCAGAUCCAGAGCAAGAGAAAAAAGAAGAAGAAGAAAAAAAAAGAAUUAGAAGAAAUACUUACUGUCAACAGUCAACAUGAAGAUCAUGUUUUGCUCCAUUGUUCUUGCAAUCCUGGCUCUAAGCUUGGCCACAGAAGCCGUGCAGGUCCAGGAGGGGGAGUUCUCAUUCUCACUGGAGGCUGUGAAGAAGCUCCAAGAGCUGACAGGCAGCAGCGGGGAGAUGGAGAAACUGAAUCCGCAGCACAGGACCAGUCCAAUGUCUGUCUGUUUCGACCCCCUCCUUCCACAGGUGUUCCUUCCCCUCUGUCAGCAGCCAGGAGCUGCGCUUUCUCUCUCAAAACUAGCAAUGAUUCCCGUUGACGUCUGUGAGAUCUGCUCUUUUGCUGCCUGCACUGGUUGCUAAACACAAGGGAACAGGAGAUCAUCUCUUCAUAUUACUCACUUUGAUAUUCACUUCAUAUUACUCACAUUCAUUUUGUUAUCUUUGUUUGCUUUACCCCCCCUUUUUUUCUUAAGAUCAUUUCUGAUUUUGUUUAGUGUAGUGGAAGGUUGCAGAGUAUACGUUUAGGAAGACAGACACAAACUGAUUGAUUCUGAAGUCAAUAACAGACAAAAAAAAAAGUCACCAGAGCAAAAAAAAGAAAAAAAAAUGUUUUGAGUUGUUUU
Lampris incognitus (smalleye Pacific opah) is the source of this 690-nucleotide messenger RNA. RefSeq names its product guanylin-like. Bases 101 to 427 code for a protein of 108 amino acids. Gene Ontology annotation, cellular component: extracellular region. NCBI's taxonomy places the organism in Eukaryota, Metazoa, Chordata, Actinopteri, Lampriformes, Lampridae. The record is from RefSeq and is a predicted model, not a curated record. The transcript is spliced from 3 exons. Gene Ontology annotation, molecular function: guanylate cyclase activator activity.